Paraphaeosphaeria sporulosa is the source of this 1263-nucleotide messenger RNA. Its product is annotated as delta-12 fatty acid desaturas-like protein. Bases 1 to 1263 code for a protein of 420 amino acids. The record is from RefSeq and is a predicted model, not a curated record. Gene Ontology annotation, molecular function: oxidoreductase activity. Gene Ontology annotation, biological process: lipid metabolic process. The transcript is spliced from 4 exons. Lineage: Eukaryota; Fungi; Ascomycota; Dothideomycetes; Pleosporales; Didymosphaeriaceae.
AUGUCCAAGAGAAAGUCUUCGAGCACGAUUGACUAUGACAGUCACCCAUCCGAGCUCGUCGGGUCUGGUGUGAGUACUAUCAACUCGAAAGUCGACAUAAAGCAGCUCCGAGAUAAGAUUCCACCUCAUUGUUUCCAACCAUCGUACACGAAGUCGAUCUAUUAUCUCAGUCGUGACAUCAUGUUAGCCGCGGUCCUUGGCACUGUAGCUCACACUGGUAUACCGAGCCUUCCCAGUGUCUAUUUACGGACAAUCGCCUGGAUUUCGUACGGCUAUCUUCAAGGUCUCGUUUUGACGGGACUCUGGGUCCUUGGUCAUGAAUGUGGCCACAUGGCCUUCUCUCCAUCCCAGACUCUUAACGAUGUUCUGGGCUUCAUCCUUCAUUCGUCAUUGCUGACUCCAUACUUCUCCUGGAAAUCCUCCCACCGCCGGCACCACAUAUACGCAAACAACCUCGCAAAGGAUCACAACUAUGUGCCCCCUACACGCAUUUCAUACGCAGAGAGCCUUCUUUUCCAGGCAAAUCGCUUAGAAGAACUCACGGAAGACUCGCCGGUUGUGAUAAUAUUCCGAAUAUUGAUACAACAGCUCUUGGGAUUCCCUUGGUAUCUACUGACUAACAUCACCGGCUCGCCAGGAAGUCUGCACCGCAAAAGGUCGGACUCUUUCCUCGGAAACAGCCACUUCGCGCCCAGAAGCACGCUGUUCAGGCCCGAAGAAGCUCAUCUGAUUAUCGCAUCUGACCUGGGUUUGCUCGCAAUGGCCGGUGUUCUCUGGUAUGCUUCAGAGUCGCUUGGACUCCCCGUCGUACUACUAUACAUCCAGCCGUGGCUGUGGGUGAAUAACUGGAUUGUUGCGAUAACAUACCUCCACCACACCCACCCGAGUCUUCCGAAGUACGAGGAUGAAGCAUGGAGCUUUGUUAGAGGGGCCACUGCCACGAUGGAUCGGGACUUCGGAUGGACUGGAAGAUAUCUCUUUCACGGUAUAAUUGAGUACCACGUCAUCCACCACUUAUUUUCGCGGAUCCCGUUUUACCAUGCCGAGGAAGCUACAAAGGCGAUAGUCCCUUUGCUGGGAUCUCACUAUCAUUGUGAUAGGAACAGCUCUUUCCUCGCCGGUAUCUGGACGGCCUUCACAAAGUGCCAAUGGGUUGAACCGGACAACGAGGAUGCAAAGCCACGUGAUCGCGUCAUGUGGUAUAAAGGCGGCCCUUCCCCGCCUCCAGAAAUUUCCAUGGGUCGAAAGUCUUGGUCUCUGUAA